AUACAAUUUAGCAUUGUCAUCAAAGUAUUGGGUGUGGCUGCAGACAUCUUGCAGUGACGUAUCGCUCAGUGUGCUUCCAUUGGUUUUGUCUGAACAGCGAGAAGAAGCAGGGUAGAGUUGCAUGGGUGUCGCAGUUCAAUAGCCAACUUCAUAGUCAACCAGCACGAACAUCAUGGCAGCCAUGGUACAGGAAAUAAAAGAAAGAUUCGACAAGUUUCUUCAUGAAAAGAAUCUUAUGACCGAUACAUUGGCAAAGAUCGAAGCUAAAACUGGAGUAAACAGGGCCUAUAUCGCAAUUGGUAAGUAUUUUGCUGUUAUGAGAUGGGGGGGAGCACAAGGGAUCUUUUUAUUGAAAAGAAAAUGAGGGUAUGCUGUAAGAGUUCUGGUAACGCAGCCUGCAUCGGUCGUGGCACAGUUUGUUCUCUUGACAAAUUAAGUCAAGAUUCUGAUCAAAUAGAUUGGACGUUUUGAUUGUUUAUGUCAAUAAAAUACGUUUUAUGAGUAUACACCCAUUUUCUUUUUUACUAGAUGAUAUUUAGACAAUCACUUACAUUAAUGGAUGACAAAUAUCUGUAGCCAAUAGGCUAAUACACUGAUAUUAUCUUGCAGCCGUCGUCGUCUUUCUCGCAAUUUACCUGGUUAUUGGGUAUGGAGCCUCCCUACUGUGUAACCUCAUCGGAUUUGCUUAUCCAGCCUACAUAUCGUAAGUUUUUUUCUUCUCUUUAAUUAGUCAUUUAGGACAGCAAUCAAUGUGUGAAUUGUUACUGCCCUGUUAUCAGCAGAACAAUUUAAUGAAUUGCGUCAUAUCUGACCCGCCCUACCCCGUUCCUGUGCCUCACGCACAACAUCACUAUGCUAUUUCAACAUUGGCAACAGAAAUCAAGGCCCAACGGGGAAUCAGUCACCCACCUUGCACGGAGAGAGCCUAUUUGUUUUGUGAAUAAUUGUAAACAAAUGUAGCUUGAUGGGUGUUACCUAUGUAGUUCUACAGUAGCCCAUGUUGAGGAAUAAUGUCUGGGUCCAAUGUACAUGUUUACCUUGCCGUUAGCUUGAGAGUCAGGAUUCUCUGAAUGGCACUGGUAAAAUACUCAGCAAUGUGCCAGCAUCUUCUUACUCCAAGUUGUUACGUAAUAACUAAGGUCCAAUUGUAGACAAUUUUGUCUGUAGGUCGGGUGUGGAUUUGAUAUCACCUCCCCCCCCCCCCCCAUGUUCACGCCUCCGCGGAAAUGUAAUUAGCGCAAUACAAAAAUCUCCAUAUAAAUCUGUCAAUUUAAGUUAGAGAUGUUUUUUUGCAUUGUUGCACAAUGUUACACUUCCGCAUCUGCGGUGAAAGGUGAGACAUCCUGCAAAUCUGUCACAAAAUCGCCUGUAGCGUCCGAACGGUUUGGGCUAUAGGACAGACACUUCAGAACAAACUUCCUUUUUCAUUUUAUGGGGAACUAUCUGUUGUUCCAUGUAGUGAAUCUGUUAUUCAAAGCGUUUGUAUGGGCUAAUUGCAGUAGGGCCAAAAAUAUUUAUUCAUCAAAUAUUUUGUUAUUAUUCAUUUUUGAUACUUUAAGGGUUCUUUUAAAAUUAUAAAUCAAAUAGCAAAAUGAUCCUUGUAUGACUUUCUUAAAACAAUUCCACAUAGCUUAGUAGAACCCCUCCCCCAGUUUACAGGUCUUAGACUGUUAUGUGACUGACUGUACACUUUUGGUGUGGCUGAUCUAAUCAAACUCAUCUAUGAAUUAUAUCAAAUCACUCCUCAGUGUGAGGAGAUUAUAUUUCCUCCCAAACACACUUACCGUACAGCAGUCUAUGGAUCUGCAAUGAGGACAAUAUUUUAGUUACUCGACAUGUUGGCCGAAAUGUGGGCAAAGCAGCCAUGAUUCUGUUGAGGCUACUGCUCUUGUUCAGUGUUGCAAGAGACUGAGCAGUGAGCACAGAGAGGAAUAUCCUGAGAUACCCAUGCUUAACCACAGAAACAAAACACAAGUGACUCAUAGUCAUUUCAGUUGGUCCCAACCACAGUUGCCUCUUGUGAUUAACUCUGCGUGUCUGGACAAAGUUAAAUUGAACUCUGACGUAUAGCGUUAUCCUCAUGCAACAAGUUAUUUGAUUCAAUUCAUAACUUAUUUAGAUAUGGAUCAGUCUACAAACAGCAGCACAUAGUGAAACAAUGCGAAUGCUGUUCAAAUAUUAAAUGGAACACUCAGACUCUUUGGCAUGCAAAACGUUGACACAAGACUUACAAUUUGCUCUGCACUCCCACUCCUGAGUCAAAAUAUUACCAUGGAAACCUAGUUGCCAGGCCUUAUGGUAUCUAUUAUGUUCUUCUUUCUUUAGCCUGUAACUUGACAGCCUGGCUAUUCUUUCCCAAAUAUAAAAUCAAUACGAGUCCGUGUUUGUGUUAUGAAAUCUGCUAAGUGUGUUCAUGUCAUCUUGCAUAAUACUUUGCCAUUAUGCUUUUACGCAUCCAAUCGCUAAAAUGGACUCGUCCAUUAAUUGCAGGAUCAAAGCCAUUGAGAGUGAAACCAAAGAUGACGACACAAAAUGGCUGACCUACUGGGUGGUGUACGGAGUGUUCAGCGUGGCGGAGUUCUUUGCCGACAUCUUCCUGUCCUGGUUCCCAUUUUACUACAUGGGAAAGGUAAUGCAUACUGGUGUUUGUUUGUCCUUGACCUCAAGGUCCUGAAGUACAGCAGUUUCCUAAUCUUUGAUACUAUUUGGUGAGAUUAACAUUGAGAGCAUGAUGUGCUGUGUACAUAAACCAUUCCCUCAUUUGUCAAACAAACGGUCCUGCUAUUGUGAAACCUUCUGCACACAGUUACCAACAUCCAAACACACCCCAUAAUUAAAUAAUUGGCCAAAAUAUUUUCAGCCUCCAAAAGGUGUGAAUUCUUAAAAUAAAUCACACUUACAGUGCCUUCAGAAAGUAUUCACACCCCUUGACUUUUUCCACAUUUUGUUGUUACAAAUUGGGUUUAAAAUGGAUAUGUAAUUUUUUGUCUACGAUCUGCACAAAAUACUCUAAUGUCAAAGUGGAAGAAAAAUGCAAAAAUGUGUAAAACAAUUAAUGAAAAAUAAAACACUAUCUUGUAUUGCUGAGCGAUUUAACCGAAAUUUCGGUUAUUUUUCGUUUUUUAAACAACUGAUUUACUGAUGUCUGUUCAAUAAUUAGAAUUCCAUUUUGUUCCUUUUUUUCUUCUCAGAGCUAUAUCAGAUCAACAGGCCAAUAUUCUACAUAGUUUAGCGCAUAAAACGUGGUAAUUAACUACAAUGACCAUAAUCCAUUGCUAAAUCUACUUGUCCGGUCUGUUUCUUUUACACCUGCUACAGAAGAGACCGAAGAAUGCGUGAUUGUGAGCGGUAUCAGGUAUCUCUACCUGAAAAUACAUGAUCUAAGUCAGGGGUGUCAAACUCAUUUUAGCUCAGGGGCCACAUGGAGGAAAAUCUAUUCCCAAGUGGGCCGGACCGGAAAAAUCAUGGUGUGUGUAUAUAUAUAACUUAAAAACAACAACUUCAGAUUGUUUUCUUUGUUUUAAUACGAUCAACAUACAACAUAAAGCUGGAACCUGAGGACAGUGUGUCCAAAAUAGUACAAGCACAACAUCACUAUUAAUCAUAAAACACGUCAAGUUUAUUUGAAAAUUCUAAAGAAAAAGAACACACAAACACACAAUGCCUCAGUGAUUAACAGAACUGUUUCACAGAUCACAGAACUAUAUCAGGGUGUCAUUUCUCAGUCAGAAAUGUAGAUAAAAAUAAUGAAAUCCUGUUCCCCAAACAAGUGCAAGAACCACAGAGUCAAGAAUAGGUUAAAUAUACAAAUAAAAUAAAAUCAAUUAAAAACAAUAGCACAUCAACAUAAAAACAUAUAAACAUAAAGCUGGAGCCUGAGGACAGUGUCCAAAAGCACAACAUCACUAUUAAUCAUAAAACACCUCAAGUUAUUUGAAAGUUCUGAGGACAAAGAACACACAAACACACAAUGCCUCAGUGAUUCACAGAAGUAUAUCACAGAACUAUAUCAGGGUGUCAUUUCUCAGGCAGAAAUGUAGAUAAAAAUAAUGAAAUCCUGUUCCCCAAACAAGUGCAAGAACCACAGAGUCAAGAAUAGGUUAAAUAUACAAAUAAAAUAAAAACAAUAGCACAUCAACAGAAAAACAUAUAAACAUAAAUCUGAAAGCAUUGCUCAAACUCCCGUAACAGUCCCGUUAUCUUAUCUUUGAACCGCUUCAUGUCUGCCACAUGUUGGGUCGCGCACACAUUUUUCAGACAGGGGAAGUGAGCGGCAUCACCACCGGCAAGUUGCGUCUCCCACAAUGACAGCUUCAACUUGAAAGAACGUAUGCUGUCAUAAUACUGCGUGACAACUUUGUUGCGCCUUUGCAGCUGUUUGUUCAAGUUAUUCAGGUGCUCUGUAACAUCCACCAUAAAUGCAAGGUCCUGCAUCCAUUCUGCUGAAUGAAAUUCUAACACUGGUUUGCCCUUUUCUUCCAUGAACUGUUCAAUUUCUUCUCGUAAAUCAAAGAAACGCCUCAGCACAGCACCUCGGCUUAACCAUCUUACCUCAGUGUGGUAUGGCAGGCCAUAGAUGUGGUCUUUCUCUCUGAGAAGGCUGUCAAACUGACAGUGAUUCAGGCUUCUGGAUCGGAUGAAAUUAACAGUUUGGAUGACCACCUUCAUGACGUUAUCCAUCUUUAAUGACUUGCAACACAAAGCCUCCUGGUGCAAAAUACAGUGAAAAGUCAAAAAAUCACGUCCUCCAUUUGCAGAUUGCACUUUCUCUCUGAACUUUGUCACAACGCCUGCUUUUUUCCCGAUCAUUGAGGGCGCACCAUCUGUAGCCAGGCUGACAGCGCGGGACCAGUCCACUCCGACCCUGUCCAGCGCGCCGACGAGUGCGGUAAAAAUAUCAGCUGCUGUCGUUGUAUCUGUCAUCGGCACCAACUCCACGAACUCCUCGGUGACGGUCAAUGUGUCAUCAACUCCGCGGAUGAAAAUGGCCAGUUGUGCAACAUCUGUAAUGUCCGUGCUUUCAUCAAUUGCAACCGAAAACGCAAUAAAUGACUUUACUUUUUGCUUCAACUGGCUGUCCAAAUCCACUGAAAGAUCGGAAAUCCUGUCUGCAACUGUGUUUCUUGUCAGGCUGAUAUUUGCAAAAGCCUGCCGCUUUUCAGGGCACACAAUCUCCGCUGCCUUCAUCAUGCAUGUUUUUACAAAUUCACCCUCACUAAAUGGUUUUGAAGCCACUGCGAUUUCAUUAGCAAUGAGGUAGCUAGCUUUCACUGCAGCGUCACUGAUGUCUCGGCUGUGAGUAAACACAGACUGCUGUUUCUUCAGACCCGCCAACAGUUCAUUCACCUUCUCUCAUCUCCGCUGUCCUUGAAAGUUGUCAUAUUUGUCGGCAUGAAGACUCACAUAGUGGCGACGAAGGUUAUAUUCUUUCAGCACUGCAACAUGCUCUGAACACACCAAACAUACAGCUUUCCCAUUCAAUUCUGUGAAUAAAUAGGAUGACAAUUUUUCUUGGAACACUCUGCACUCUGCGUCCACUUUUCUCUUUUUUGACAGAGACAUAUUGGGGCAAUGAGGGUGCCAAAGCACAUAAUGUUAAAAGUAGAAGCCGUAAUAAAUAUCGCGGGCAAAACAAAGUAGCUCAUUGGCUGCACGUGCUUGACCUACUUGCUCUGCCCGGGUAUAAACAGUUUGCUUGCUUAACACAAUUGCUAUUGCGCCAUCCAGUGGACGCAAUUGGAACAGCAGUUUAUUUUAUUGAAAAAUUGCAGCGCAUUUUUAUACUUUACAAAAUUAUUAUUAUUAUUAUUUUUUUCUUUUUUUUUUUUCUUCAAAAUCAUCUCGCGGGCCGGAUUAAACCCGUUUGCGGGCCUGAUCCGGCCCGCGGGCCGGACGUUUGACACCCCUGAUCUAAGUGAUUGAUAGUUGGUGUUCAGCAGUAAUGAAAGUGUGCCAUAUUUAGUUUGAAGAACUACAAAAUAGUGAUUUUGUCAGACAGUCUAUAGAGAUGAGAUGAUGACUUGGAAUGAAAUACAGUUGAAGUCGGAAGUUUACAUACACUUAGGUUGGCGUCAUUAAAACUUGUUUUUCAACCACUCCACAAAUUUCUUGUUAACAAACUAUAGUUUUGGCAAGUCGGUUAGGACAUCUACUUUGUGCAUGACACAAGUCAUUUUUCCAACAAUUGUUUACAGACAGAUUAUUUCACUUAGAAUUCACUGUAUCACAAUUCAAGUGGGUCCGAAGUUUACAUACACUAAAUUGACUGUGCCUUUAAACAGCUUGGAAAAUUCCAGAAAAUGAUGUCAUGGCUUUAGAAGCUUCUGAUAGGCUAAUUGACAUAAUUUGAGUCAAUUGAAGGUGUACCUGUGGAUAUAUUUUAAGGCCUACCUUCAGACUCAGAGCCUCUUUGCUUGACAUCAUGGGAAAAUCAAAAGAAAUCAGCCAAGACCUCAGAAAAAGAAUUGUAGGGUCUGGUUUAUCCUUGGGAGCAAUUUCCAAAUGCCUGAAGGUACCACGUUCAUCUGUACAAACAAUAGUACGCAAGUAUAAACACCAUGGGACCACGCAGCCGUCAUACCGCUCAGGAAGGAGACGCGUUCUGUCUCCUAGAGAUUAACGUACUUUGGUGCGAAAAGUGCAAAUCAAUCCCAGAACAACAGAAAAGGACCCUGUGAAGAUGCUGGAGGAAACGGGUACAAAAGUAACUAUAUCCACAGUAAAACAAGUCCUAUAUCGACAUAACCUGAAAGGCCACUCAGCAAGGAGAAGCCACUGCUCCAAAACCGCCAUAAAGCCAGACUACGGUUUGCAACUGCACAUGGGGACAAAGAUCGUACUUUUUGGAGAAAUGUCCUCUGGUCUGAUGAAACAAAAAUAGAACUGUUUGGCCAUAAUGACCAUUGUUAUGUUUGGAGGAAAAAGGGGGUUGCUUGCAAGCCAAAGAACACCAUCCCAACCGUGAAGCAUAGGGGUGGCAGCAUCAUGCUGUGGGGGUGCUUUGCUGCAGGAGGGACUGGUGCACUUCACAAAAUAGAUGGCAUCAUGAGGAAGGAAAAUGAUGUGGAUAUAUUGAAGCAACAUCUCAAGACAUCAGUCAGGAAGUUAAAGCUUGGUCGCAAAUGGGUUUUCUAAAUGGACAAUGACCCCAAGCAUAUUUCCAAAGUUGUGGCAAAAUGGCUUAAGGACAACAAAGUCAAGGUAUUGGAGUGGCCAUCACAAAGCCCUGACCUCAAUCCUAUAGAACAUUUGUGGGCAGAACUGAAAAAGCGUGUGCGAGCAAGGAGGCCUACAAACCUGACUCAGUUACACCAGCUCUGUCAGGAGGAAUGGGCCAAAAUUCACCCAACUUAUUGUGGGAAGCUUGUGGAAGGCUACCCGAAACCGUUUGACCCAAGUUAAACAAUUUAAAGGCAAUGCUACCAAAUACUAAUUGAGUGUAUGUAAACUUCUGACCCACUGGGAAUGUGAUGAAAGAAAUAAAAGCUGAAAUAAAUCAUUCUCUCUACUAUUAUUCUGACAUUUCACAUUCUUAAAAUAAAGUGGUGAUCCUAACUGACCUAAGACAGGGAAUUUUUUACUGGGAUUAAAUGUCAGGAAUUGUGAAAAACUGAGUUGAAAUGUAUUUGGCUAAGGUGUAUGUAAACUUCCGACUUCAGCUGUAAUAAAGUCAAGGGGCCUCCCGAGUGGCGCAGCGGUCUAAGGCACUGCAUCUCAGUGCAUGAGGCGUCACUACAGACCGAGUGGCGCAGCGGUCUAAGGCACUGCAUCUCAGUGCUUGAGGGCGUCACUACGGACCGAGUGGCAGCAAGCCGUCUAAGGCAUGCAUCUCAGUGAAUGAGGCGUCACUACAGACCAGUGGCGAGAGGUCUAAGGCAAUGCAUCUCAGGGCUUGAGGCGGUCACUACACCCCCCCCCCCCCCCCUGAACGAGUGGGAGCCGUCUAGGCACUGGCAUCUCAUGUGCAUGCGGCGUCACUACCAGGGGGGACGAGUGGCGCAGCGGUCUAAGGCACUGCCAUCUCAGUUGCUGAGGCGUCAUACAGACCCGAGCAGGCGCAAGUUUUAGGCAACUGCAUCUCAGUGCAUGAGGCGUCACUUACAGACGAGUGGCGCAAGCCGUCAAGGCCCUGCAACUCAGUGCAUGGCGUCACUAAGACCACUACCAGAACCCCUGGUUCCAUCCCAGGCUGUGUCACGUGACCGGAGUCCCAUAUGGCGGCGCACCAUUGGCCCGGCGUCGUCCGGGUUAGGGUCCGUUGGGGAGUUUCAGCGAUGAGACAAGAUCGUAAUCAUGAAAAAGGGGGUAAAAAUUACAAUUUUUUUUUUUUUUAAGUCAUCAAAUAAAACAUGUCAUAUACACAACUGAAAUAUUUUAAUAAAGUAAUGUGAAUACAUUUUUACAUUUUAGUCAUUUAGCAGAUGCUCUUAUCCAGAGCGACUUACAGUUAAUAAGUGCAUACACAUAUUUUUUUAGAAGUAUUAUUCCCCCGUGGGAGUCGAACACACAACCCUGGCGUUGCAAACGCCAUGCUCUACCAACUGAGCUACAUCCCUGCCGGCCAUUCCCUCCCCUACCCUGGACGACGCCGGGCCAAUUGUGCGCCGCCCCAUGGGUCUCCCGGUCGCGGCCGGCUACGACAGAGCCUGGAUUCGAACCAGGAUCUCUUGUGGCACAGCCUUAGACCACUGCGCCACUCGGGAGGUUAAAUGAUGGUUAAUAAGUGAUAAGCAGUAAUGUGCAGUCACUACCAUCAUGGGACUUUUAUUAAUUGUUUUAUUCUGUGUUACAGCAUUCAACCCAAAUAAUCAAAAUCUGUUAAUUCUUUUAUUUCAGCUUUAAAUUUUUUAUUCAUUUGUAAACAUUUCUACAUAAUUCCACUAUGACGUUAUGGGGUAUUGUGUGUAGGCCAGUGACAAUCUCAAUUUAAUCCAUUUUUAAUUCAGGCUGUAACAACAACAAAAUGUGGAAAAAGUCCAGGGGUGUGAAUACUUUCUGAAGGCACUGUAGAUCAUUGUUAAGGUAUUAAGCAUGUUAAAUCAAAACAUUAUAUUGACUAGAUUCAAUAACUUCAUCUCCCUCCUUAAUCUGUCCAUCAUGUGCUGGUAUGAAGUAGAUGGCCUUAUUUCCUUCCCAUCUCCAUGGCAACUGAGCUCAUGCCUGCCAGCUUGUGUAAUUUCAUAGAGCACUUACUCAGAGGCUUUUAUUCUUGACGGUGUUUCCUGGAAGCAUUGGGAGAGAACGUUCUGUUGUUUGUUUCCCUCAGUGUGCCUUCUUGGUGUGGUGCAUGGCUCCAACUCCCUCUAAUGGUUCCAUACAAAUAUACACGCGGAUCAUCCGCCCCAUCUUCCUCAAGCACGAGACCAAGAUUGACAAUAUAGCAAAGGACCUCAAGGACAAGGCGGCAGAUGCUGCUGACAAGUUCAAAGAUGAAGGUAGGAACACAGGCAUCUGUUUCCUUUUUAAAACCGUCUCUGCCUUUUGCCCUUUGGAUCUCAUCCUUUCCAUUAAAUGUGCAGCAUCUGCUCUUUAAAAGUAGCUGACGGGUGAUGCCUUUAGCUCUAAGAGGUUUGAGUAAUGGGUUCAGACAGUUUAUGGAAAUGUAACGUGUUUUCUUAGUUGCAUAAUUGAGGAACGGUGAACCUGCUACAUUUCCCAUUGACAGAUUUAAAUGGCCAUUGUCGAUAUGUCCAAUUUAGGUCAGCAUCACAUUAAUUGGAAUGCUCUGGUCUUGACCAUUCAUUUCUUUGUCAAAUUGUCUGUGUGACUGCUUCUCUGACAGACAGACGGACACAGACGAUUGUUGAGGUAGGCCUCUUGAUAGGAAGACAGUGUUGUUGGGGUAGGCCUCUUGAUAGGAAGACAGUGUUGUUGAGGUAGGCCUCUUGAUAGGAAGACAGUGUUGUUGAGGUAGGCCUCUUGAUAGGAAGACAGUGGUGUUGGGGUAGGCCUCUUGAUAGGAAGACAGUGUUGUUGGGGUAGGCCUCGUACAUCUAAGUGUAAUGUUUUUGCUCCACAGCGAAGAAAGCGACUGCGAACCUAAUGUGGGAGGAGGGAAUGAAGAAGGACUCCUAAGGCGCCCCGAGGUCAAAGUUAAAAGUUCAACAGCAUCGUCAUCUCUGGAGUGGACUGUGUUACACAGCUCAAUAAAUGUUGCCUUGGAUUUUUUUUAUUGUUUAUUAUUUUAUAAAUUAUCUGAAGGAUAGUAUCUUGGUCUUGCACACUUUGUUUGUAAAAAAAAAAAAAAAAAAAA
Messenger RNA from Coregonus sp. 'balchen', 10252 nucleotides. The record is from the annotation of a GenBank genome assembly. NCBI's taxonomy places the organism in Eukaryota, Metazoa, Chordata, Actinopteri, Salmoniformes, Salmonidae.